AUGGGAAGGGAGAGGUGCCAAGGAGAGGAGGGACCUGGACUAGAGGAUCCAAAGAGAAGGAACAAGCAGGAUUUUGAGAUACCCCAGUCAGGCAACAUCCAGACUCCACCGAAGACUUCUCAGCAUCAUUCAGGAUGUCUGAGUCAGGAAACCUCAUCGGGGCUGCUGGGCCGGGCCCUCCCACGGGUGGGGCGGCCCAUGUCGAGUGGCGCCCACGGAGAGGAGGGUUUAGCUCGCAUGUGGAAGGCCCUCACCUACUUCGUGGCGCUGCCCGGGGUGGGAGUGAGCAUGCUCAACGUCUUCCUGAAGUCGUGGCAGGGAGAGCACGAGAGACCCGAGUUCGUCGCCUACCCCCAUCUCCGCAUCAGGACCAAGCCCUUCCCCUGGGGAGAUGGUAACCAUACCCUCUUCCACAACCCUCAUGUGAACCCGCUUCCGACUGGCUAUGAGGAUGAGUAAAGAGGACCUGGACCUCCCCCAGGCAGCAAGGGACCACAGCACUGGUUUGGACCGUUACUCUUUGUGGACCAUGAAAGCGCAUGGGGCGCUAAGCUCAUCUUUCCUUGUAUCCAGCAGUGACCAUUACACUGAUCUUCCAUCCCUUUGCUAUGAGAGGGGAUGGCCUAAAUAAAUAACUCAAAGU
Messenger RNA from Arvicola amphibius (Eurasian water vole), 643 nucleotides. RefSeq names its product cytochrome c oxidase subunit 6A1, mitochondrial. Lineage: Eukaryota; Metazoa; Chordata; Mammalia; Rodentia; Cricetidae. The record is from RefSeq and is a predicted model, not a curated record. The transcript is spliced from 2 exons. Gene Ontology annotation, biological process: mitochondrial electron transport, cytochrome c to oxygen. Gene Ontology annotation, cellular component: mitochondrial inner membrane. Gene Ontology annotation, molecular function: enzyme regulator activity. The coding region runs from base 1 to 459 and encodes 152 amino acids.